AUGCAACAUGAAGAAUCUCGACGACUCUCCAAAGAUUCCCCUCUAUCAGUAACAGAUUCCUCUGGUCGGCAAGUCAGCUUGCUUAAUGACGCUGCUGCUGCCGCUGCUGCUGCUGCUGUCAAUGGUCUACCAGUACGGCCUGUGCCCAAUCGAAUGCCAAUGGAGUAUGAGCCAUCACCAAGAGAAUCACAGCAGUAUAUGACAACAGCCACUUCCUCUUCACCUUCCUCUUUGUCCUCAAGUAGCGGCUCUUCACCAGAAGAAAAUAACAGUGGGAAUGCACCGAGGCCAGCAGGUACACCAAACUGGUCACCACACCCAAUACAACGACAACAACAACAACAACCAUCGCCAUCAGUGAGCAACAACGCAUCUCCACAACAACAACAGCAACAAAAGGCCAAUAGUCGACGAAAAUAUCAUUGUACAGAACCAGGAUGUAACAAGAGUUUUACUACAAGUGGACAUUUGGCACGACACAAUCGUAUUCAUACGGGAGAAAAGAACUUUCCAUGUCUCUUUCCGGGAUGUCAAUCAAGAUUUUCUCGACAAGACAACAUGAUGCAGCAUUAUCGUACUCACAUGUCUCCAAAGUCAAGGCGAUCUCAACGGGGCAAAGCAAAUGGUGCACCUGCUACUGAAGAACCUCGUCCAAGACCUCGAUUGCAUGCACAUCAUAGGAUUCGAUCUGAUCCAUUUCGUGUGGAACCUCCUCUCACCAUUGAUCAACAUUUGAGCAAUUAUCAUCGAUCCUUGUUAACCCCAUCGGCACGCACAGAGCGAUUUUCACCCACUCGCUAUAACAACCAUCAGCAACAACAACAACAACAAGCAUCACCUAUUGCCAGGCCAUCACCCGUUGCCCCUGUACCCGUAGCAACCACCAUGCAGCAUGUAUCCCCAUCAUCCACUCAACCAUUGGCUGGCAGUACAAAUACCAGUGCAAGUGCAACACCUGCUACCCCAAUGACCCCAUUGAUGGCAUCAUCAUCCACAACAACACCUGUUAUCAAUGUAUCUCCCUCUCCUGCUGCUCCUGCUAUUGUAUCAUCCUCAUCCACACCAUCUACUACUACCACACCAUUGUCAUCUACCCCAUCAUCCUCUUCACCCCCUGCUGUCUUUUAUCAACAUCGCCCAUUGACCACCAACUUGUCAUUGCUGGAUCAUCCUGCUGGUCAGGCUCCUCCGUUUCCUUUUACUUUAUUGCACCCUCCUGUGCGUAAAGGUGAUGAUGAUUCAUCCUCGGAUGGUUUACGACAACUGGCUCAUGUUGUGAGCACCUUUGGUUAA
Molecule: messenger RNA, 1293 nt
Organism: Lichtheimia ornata
Lineage: Eukaryota; Fungi; Mucoromycota; Mucoromycetes; Mucorales; Lichtheimiaceae
Exons: 2
Coding region: 1-1293 (430 amino acids)
Biological process (GO): regulation of transcription by RNA polymerase II
Cellular component (GO): transcription regulator complex; PcG protein complex
Molecular function (GO): DNA-binding transcription factor activity, RNA polymerase II-specific; RNA polymerase II cis-regulatory region sequence-specific DNA binding
Source: RefSeq, a predicted model, not a curated record